Molecule: messenger RNA, 795 nt
Organism: Condylostylus longicornis
Lineage: Eukaryota; Metazoa; Arthropoda; Insecta; Diptera; Dolichopodidae
Product: pre-mRNA-processing factor 40 homolog A-like
Exons: 4
Coding region: 1-795 (264 amino acids)
Source: RefSeq, a predicted model, not a curated record
AUGGGAGUGUCCGGAAGAUGUCCAACUGUUGAAGCAAGAGGUGCGUUCUGUGUAGCAGCCACGGCAUAUGAUUGUCAUCAACAGGCUGAUUGCGAAUGGAGUGAAUUUAAGGAUAAACCGACGGCUAGCGAUAGACUGAAAAAAUGUGUCGGAGAUCGGAGCUUGAAUGCCCGAAUUCCGUUUUCUGAUUUCAUCAGUCAGCACCGGGAUGAUCCCGAGUACGUCGACUUGGUUGGCGUCCCCGUCGCUACUCCCAGGGAAAUCUUUGAAGCUGAAACGGACGCAUUAGUUGAAUCUUAUGAAGCUCAGAAGCAAAUAUUGAAGACAAUUUUGAGAUCGAACAACAAUAUUCGUGUAACUCCAUCAACAACAUAUGAAGAAUUCGUGGAAUAUUUGCAAGCCACAGAAGAAGCAAAUCAAAUAGAAGAGGUGGGAUUUUUGCUAGUAUUUACCGGUAAUAACUCUUUCGUUCUGCAGGGGAAUUUGCGGCUCUUCUACGACAGUUUGAAGAGGCGAGCUGCAAGAAGGGAGCGCGAAAAAGAGGAACUGAACGAUCAGCAGAAAGACGACGGGCACCAAACAAUUGAAACCGAUCAAGCAAGAAGGAACAAUAGCGAAGAGAAUCGCGAUGAAUCGUCAGCAAGGGAAUCUCUUCGGUAUAAACGGCAACGAGAAAAUGAUUCUGAUGGUCAAAGUAGUGAUGAAGAAAAGGACCAUGAAGAACCCUCCAGCCGAAGUCUGUCUUGCAGCGAGCGAUCAAAGAGGAAGAAGCAUCACCGUGAGGCUAUUUCCUAG